This is a messenger RNA of Planococcus citri (citrus mealybug), 3966 nucleotides long. RefSeq names its product dynein regulatory complex protein 1. Gene Ontology annotation, biological process: axonemal dynein complex assembly; regulation of cilium movement; cilium-dependent cell motility. The record is from RefSeq and is a predicted model, not a curated record. The coding region runs from base 116 to 2158 and encodes 680 amino acids. Lineage: Eukaryota; Metazoa; Arthropoda; Insecta; Hemiptera; Pseudococcidae. The transcript is spliced from 13 exons. Gene Ontology annotation, cellular component: axoneme; axonemal dynein complex.
ACGUGUUUAUUUAAUCAAUUUGUGUUUUAGUUUUAAGUUUUUUUUUUUUUUUAAUUUUUGUAAAAAUUUUGUAAAUUAAUUAAUUCUGAUAGUUCUAAAACUCGUUGCCGGCGUUAUGGAUAUCGCUAGAGUUACCGAAAUGGAAGAUGAUAUUUUGAACCGUAUCAAAGAUCCCGAAUAUGCUGCUACUAUGCAGCAAAUCGAAACCAGUCAUAAUUCUAUAUCUGAAUUGAUCGACGAGUGCAAUGAAAUGGUUACAAAUAUCAGAUUAGCCAACGAUCUGCGAGAAAUAAACCGAAGAAAAGAAGAGGAAUCGUUGGAACGAGCUAGAACAUCGUUUUUAGAAGAAGAAUCUCUCAAAGCUCAUCAACAAUUCGAUGAAAUUAAUUCAAAAUGGGAUCCUAUUUCGAAAUACAACGAUUCUAUCGAUAUUUACAAUGCUUGUGAAACUCAAAGAGAAAAAUGCGAAGAAUUGUUAAAGUGCAAGAAUAACGUUAUCGAGAAAUUGAAGAAUGAUUUAACCAAAGCUGAUGAAAAAUUCUCCAAUGAUCAAACCACUCAAAGAAACGAUAUCAACGUUUUAUCGUACAGGAUCGAUAAACAAAUAGAAAUUCUUCGAGACGCGUACAGAAAACAUCUGCAACUGAUCGAAAACUUUGUAGUCGCAGAACAAACAAGACUGAUUGACGAAUGUCAAGCCAAAUGGGACGUAUUGAAUAAAAAAUACGAACAAGAAGAAAUACAAGAUAUCGAAGACCGAAAUAAAAUGGUGGAAGAAUACGAGAAACAAAUGGAUCUCAUGUACUCGGAGCAUUUUGAGAAAUACUCUGAAACCAAAGAAAAUCUCGAAAAGGAAUUACAAGAUUUGCAAAUAAAUGUGGAAGAAGUGAAAGCAUCUUGUGCCCUGGAUGAGAAAAAACUGGAAUAUAAUUACCUCGUAUUAACCAAAAGACAAAAGGAAUUGGUGCAGAUAAAAUCCGAUCAAAAACAGAAAAUCAACAGAUUACGUGAUAAAGAAAUGAAACUUCGUGCUAAAAUUGAAGAAUGUGAGAAAAAUCACGAAAUACAAUCGAAAAAGCUGACCAAAGAAAUAACUGAACUGGAAGCAGAUUUUGAACGAAAUUCGGACAAGAUGAGGCGUCUCGGUGAUGUAAACGAGCACACGUUUAAAAAAAUUUGGCAGCUGAAUGUCAAGAGAGCGAUGACACUUGUUAAAAAGAUAGUUCAAAUUGAUAGAAAAAUACACGAAGAAGUUCUGCAGAUUGAAUGGAAAGCGCCGGAAUUUAAAUUAAUGCACUUGAACGAUCUUCCAUCGAUUCAGUUAGCUUUACAAAACUCCAAAGAAUCAGAUCCACAUACCGAAUCGAAGCAAUCUUCGGAUAAGUUAAUCUUACCUGAAAUUCCAUCGGCGGAUGCUCAAUUAACCAAAUUCAUCUUGCAAGAGAUCGUUAAAAAUGUGGAAUUCUUGAACUGUCAAGUCAACGAACUUACCGAAAACUUACCUCAAAGUCAGCAAAGUAUCGUAAACUACGAUUACGUUUUAAAAGCUUUGAAAAUCCACGAUCAAGCUCGAAUGGAGUUACUGAAAAAACGUCUGAUCCCAUUAAUGGAAUGUUUAACGUGCAAAAAAGCUCAAAAAGAUAAAAGUAUAUCGGUUAAAUAUCAAGAAACAUUACUCAAACAAGGAAGAACCGGUUCAGGGCAUAAGACUAGGCAGAAAUGUACUUCGCGAAGACCUUCAUCGGCUCCUCUGUCUUCGAGUGUUACCAAAUUAUUCGACAAUCAUUUGCAUAAAAUCGUGUGCAGAAAUCCUGAUCACAUCAGACGCAUUGAUCAAUUAUCUUUAAUAAACGCCAUUUCGGAUUUUGUGGUCGAAGUUCAAAAGCAAGAUAAAGAGGAAAAGAAAUGCACUAGUCUGGAUAAACUUCAAGUAUCUCGUAUUCUAACCGAAGCCGAUAUGCAGCUUUAUUGGGAAAAGUUCAACAGCAGUAUCUUCAAAGAGAAAGAAUUCACGUGGGGUGUUACGCAGAAAUGCAUGCAAGAGUAUUUGGAUCUCGUUAGAGUUCAUAGUUCCUUGAGUAAAGAAGUUCAAGGUUUGGAACAGCAGAAUGGAGAAUUGAAACAAUUAUUGAGCGAUUUUCAUACCAAGAAGAAAUAGUCGUGAAUUGUCUCUUUGUGCACAAGUGUUCACAGAUCAGUGUUUGAUGCUGUAUUGAUGGAGUAUUUUUGGUAAGUGUUUGUAUCUUUUAUUAAUUCAAUUAUGCUAUAUUAAUCAAGUUGAGUACUCAUGAUAAAACGGACUUUCUGUAGUUCAUAGUGUUUUUUGAAGGAAAGAUUUUUCAUUUCCAAGGUAUUUAUACCAUUUUUUACAUUGUUUUAAACAUGUCUCUUUUUUGGUUUUUGGAUAUUUCAUUAGAUGUUCUAUUUUCAAAGGUUUUUAAUUAAAGGAUAGUCAAAUGCAUGGGCUGGCUCAAAAUCUGGAAACAAGUCUGUACACAAUGCUAUACUGGGUCGAGUGACUUGUGUGAUUACUAUACAUUUGUGUCAGUUCAGGCUAGGUUUAUUUGGCGCCCAACAUGAAUGUAGUGAUCCCACUAGUCACUCGCAGUGUAGUGUUAUGUGUGGGCUCCUUAUGGGAUUUCAAUCUGGCCUGUGCAGACCACUAUUGAAGAGUACUUUCAUUAGUUCUUUGCUAUAAAUUCUUUGGUUUUUUCACAAUUCUAUAUUCAUGUACAUUGAAUAGCAUCAACUUUUUUGUUUCUUUCAUACACCAUGUCCUUGAAUCUAUUAUUCUCUGUGACAUUUUCAGUUGACCAAAAAAAAUUCAAAAUUUUUAAAAAUCAUUCUUCACAUGUUCUGUUUAUAAUUUGUUUUGCCCACUUUGACAUAUACUGUAAGUGUUUGAUAUAAUAUAAUGCGCAAUGCACUUAAUACAUAUUCUUUUUAAUUUUUUGAUUUCUUUUUCUGAAUUUGCAGUUUUUUCAUUUUUGCGGGUUUUUAAAUGUUAUUGUUUUGUGAUGUUUGUUGGUGAAAUUAUGUUUUAUUGCUAUUUGCAAUUGUUGAUGCUUUUUCCUUUAAAAAUCUUUGUUUUAAUUACUUUCUGCCAUUUUUAAUAUUUUUUCAUAUGUUUUUUUAUCAGUUUUUGUGUACGUUUUUCCCCCAUUUUUGACAAUUUCAAUUUUUAAUCAUUUUUAUUUAAUUUAUUGCAGUUUUUUAUUUCUUAAUUUUCAUUAAUUUUAUACUAGUUCAGUUUUUUGAUCUUUUUUUAUGUUUAUUCCUGGUUUUCCUGAAGUUUUUUUCUUCUUUUUUCCAUUUGGCCAUAUUCUUGAUGUUUUGUUGUUCAUUUGCAAGUAUUUUUUCAAUGCUUUGCAGUUAGCACACUUGAGUUUCUUUCAACUGUUUUUCACCUUACUGUGCAUCACCUAGUUGUUUCUGUCUUGACUUUAUAAUCAUCUGUAUUGACAUUGAGAUUUUUUAAAUUUUCGAUCAUUUCAUAAAAGAAUUAUCUAUUUGUUUUUCCAACUCUUGACAUUUGAGUAUGGUGUUGUCAGCUUUGUAAGAUAUUUUAAAAAUUUGAUUUCUUUUUAUUCAAGUUUUGUCCCAAUUUUAGUCAAGUUUUCUCAGUUUUUGUUAAGUUUUUUUCACUUCAUAACAGUUUUCCCAUCUCUAGAACAUUUGGACAUGUUCUAAUGAAAUAUGAUGCGCACAUUCGAAAUAAAAGAUGUAUUUACACGAAUACAUAAUAUAGAAAAUAUAUACAUUUAUUCGAACAAAAUAAAAUCGCCAUAAUACGAUCAAAAAACGCAAAACGGUAAUAAUACUCGAAUAGAAACGCGGACAUUCGAAUAGAAAAAUCUAAAAAGUCACGAUUGAUGUUUGUUGACUUUACACAUACAUUGUAUCGUGAUAAUAAGAAGAAUUACGCGUAUUUACGACGAAAUAAAUAAAUACAAAUAAUGACUCGAA